AUGUUGAAAUAUUUUGCAAAGAGGCCUAGGAGUUCAAUUGAAUCGUCUAGUGUUCCAGAUGAAGAGUCUACUCAUGCACCACAACCACCACCAUCUCCUCCUCCUCCUCUGCAAAUUUCAUCUGAAAAUAUUGAAAAUCUGAGUAGUGAAGUAGAAAUUGUUGUUGAUCCUGGUUUACGAAAAUUGAUUGAAGAGUAUGAUGUUGGUGCUAGAGAUCUUGAGACCACAAAUGCUAUUCUAGCUGAUCUUGGAGAUAGGUGGCUCACUUUACUACUUGAUGAGGCUCGUGACUGUUUAGUGAAAGAGCAAAUGACAGUUGUUAUUAGAUAUGUGAACAAACAUGGAGAGGUGAUUGAACGAUUUAUGGUUGUAGUUCAUGUUGCAACAACUACAGUUGCUUGUUUGAAGGAGGCAAUCGACUCUUUAUUUGCUAAGUAUGGUUUGUCAGUGGCAAGAUUGAGAGGUCAAGGAUAUGAUAGUGCUUCAAAUAUGUCUGGAGAAUUUAAUGGCUUAAAGUCACUGAUAAUGAAAGAAAAUCCGUAUGCAUUGCCGACAAACUUUGACAACUUGAACAUAACAGAAAAGUUAAACUUCUUGAAAGAGGAGAGAUUAGUUCUGGUUAUUGAUAUUAUUCUACAGGAGAUGGGUAGUCGUUUCUCUGAAACAACUACAGAUUUGUUGAUUUAUAUGUCAUGUCUUGAUCCUAGGAACUCGUUCUCUAGAUUUGAUGUACAGAAAUUAUUGCGUCUGGCUCAUUUUUAUACGGAUGAUUUUUCUUGGAGUGAGCGUAUGUUGGUUGAACAAGAGCUUGAAACAUAUAUUGAUGACGUCAGAUCAGAUGAACGGUUUGAAGGCAUUUCAGAUUUGGGAGCUCUUGCAAAGAAAAUGAUUGAAACAAUGAAGAACCGUGUGUUUACUUUGGUUUAUCGGAUGAUUGAGCUAGCCUUACUUCUUCCAGUUGCUACUGCAACCGUUGAAAGAGUGUUUUCGGCAAUGAAUAUUGUCAAAACAGAUUUGCAAAACAGGAUUGGAGAUGAAUGGAUGAAUGAUAGUUUGGUAGUCUAUAUCGAGAAAGAUGUUUUUAAUACUGUCGACAAUGAGCCAAUUUUACAGCGUUUUCAGAACAUGGAGUCUCGAAGAAUGCAAUUGUCACGUAUUUGUUAG
This is a messenger RNA of Zingiber officinale, 1164 nucleotides long. RefSeq lists its product as uncharacterized. Bases 1 to 1164 code for a protein of 387 amino acids. Lineage: Eukaryota; Viridiplantae; Streptophyta; Magnoliopsida; Zingiberales; Zingiberaceae. The record is from RefSeq and is a predicted model, not a curated record. The transcript is spliced from 4 exons.